This is a messenger RNA of Lodderomyces beijingensis, 2139 nucleotides long. Lineage: Eukaryota; Fungi; Ascomycota; Pichiomycetes; Serinales; Debaryomycetaceae. The record is from the annotation of a GenBank genome assembly.
AUGGGUCAAUACGUCACUUUAGCCACGUGCAACUUGAACCAAUGGGCGUUGGACUUUGAAGGGAACAAGGAACGUAUCAUUGAGAGCAUCAUUGAAGCCAAAAAGCAAGGAGCGAAAUUGCGAGUCGGUCCUGAGUUGGAGAUUUGCGGAUACGGUUGCUUGGACCAUUUCGCGGAGAACGACUUGUAUCAGCAUAGUUGGGAGGCCUAUGGAGACAUCUUGCAGGAUAAGCGCACCCAUGGGAUCCUAUUGGAUGUGGGUAUACCCAUCAUCCACAAGUGCAUCAAGUACAAUUGCAGAAUCAUUUCCUACGACGGGCGGAUAUUGUUGAUUAGACCCAAGUUGUCCUUGGCCAACGAUGGCAACUAUAGAGAAAUGAGGUACUUCACCCCUUGGAACAGGCCAAAGUACUACGAGCACUUUCAAUUGCCCUACCACAUCCGUAAAAUCACGGGCCAGUUCAAAGUUGUUAUCGGUGAUUGUGUCAUUGAAACAUUGGACACCAAAUUGGGGUGCGAGACAUGCGAAGAGUUGUUUACCCCGCAGUCUCCUCACAUUGCCAUGGCCUUGGAUGGCGUGGAGAUUUUCACCAACUCGAGUGGCUCGCACCAUGAAUUGAGGAAAUUGGACACCCGGUUGGGGUUGAUCAUGGAAGCUACUAAAAAAUGCGGUGGAGUCUACUUGUACGCAAACCAAAGAGGUUGCGACGGAGACCGUCUUUACUAUGACGGAUGCGCCAUUAUUGUUGCCAAUGGAGAGAUCUUGGCCCAGGCAUCUCAAUUUUCGUUGAAAGACGUCGAGGUGAUUAGCGCAACCAUCGACUUGGAUGAUGUUCGUUCGUACAGAAACCAAAAGUCUUCGGGGAUGCAAGCGGUUGACAAAGAGCACCCCUACCACAUCAUCCAAUGCGACAUGGAGUUGUCGCCAGGCGAGGACGUUUACAACCCAAACGUUGUUCCCACAAAACCGCAAAAUGUCAGAUACCAUUCCCCCGAAGAAGAAAUCGCAUUUGGGCCCGCGUGCUGGUUAUGGGACUAUUUGAGAAGAUCGAAAUGUGGAGGUUAUUUCUUGCCCUUGAGUGGAGGUAUCGACUCCUGUGCCACUGCCGUGAUUGUAUACCUGAUGUGCCGUUUGGUGGUGGACUCGGACGACGAGCAACCUUUAAAAGACUUGCGCAUGUUGACCAAGGACCCCAAUUUCACUCCAGAAAAGCCGCAGGAUGUCGCCAAGAAGCUCUUUAGUACUUGCUUUAUGGGCACUGAAAACUCGUCAAGGGAGACAAGAUCUAGAGCCAAGGAAUUGUCGGAAAAGAUUGGCUCGUACCACAUUGACCUUAACAUGGAUAAUCUUGUUACUGCCGUGGUGUCCCUUUUCAAAGUGGCCACUGGAAAAAAACCUAUUUUCAAGAUCUUUGGUGGCUCGCAAACUGAGAACUUGGCGCUUCAAAACAUCCAGGCUCGUUUGCGUAUGGUGUUGAGCUACUUGUUCGCCCAGUUGAUACCAUGGACACGAGGCCUCUCGGUUCCCGGGUUGCUAGUCUUGGGCAGUGCCAAUGUUGACGAGUGUUUGCGAGGAUACUUGACGAAAUACGACUGCUCAUCAGCAGACGUCAACCCAAUUGGCGGAAUUUCAAAGACUGAUUUGAAGAGAUUCAUUGCUUGGGCUGAAAAGAAAUUCGAGUUGCCCAUCUUGCACGAAUUCCUCACCGCGACUCCCACGGCAGAAUUGGAACCAAUCACCAAGGACUAUGUCCAAAGCGACGAAAUUGACAUGGGAAUGACCUACGACGAGCUUUCCAGGUUCGGCAAGUUGAGAAAAGUCGACAAGUGCGGACCGUUGGCAAUGUUUGUCAAGUUAUACCAUGAGUGGUCGCAACCACCUUACAAUUUGACUGCUGAGCAAGUGGCGGAAAAAGUCAAGAGGUUCUGGUUUUUUUACGCCAUCAACAGACACAAGAUGACAACCAUGACCCCGGCGUAUCACGCCGAGCAGUAUUCACCCGAUGAUAACAGAUUCGAUUUGAGACCGUUUUUGAUCAAUCCUAGGUUCCCCCAUGCUAGCAAGAAGAUUGACGAGAUGGUCGAUACGAUUAACCAGAGACAAAGGGAAAUUGACGAGAGCAACAAGAGUGUAGAUUAG